Molecule: messenger RNA, 1332 nt
Organism: Miscanthus lutarioriparius
Lineage: Eukaryota; Viridiplantae; Streptophyta; Magnoliopsida; Poales; Poaceae
Source: the annotation of a GenBank genome assembly
AUGUUGAUCCCCCUCCAACCGAUGCAGCGCCUCUUCUUCUAUGAGGGUGACGACCUGCCGCCCUUCCGUGCCCUGCUCGCCACGCUGCAGUCCUCCCUCGCCGCCACGCUCGCCGUUUUCACCCCGCUCGCCGGCCACGUCGCGGUCUCCAAGUCGGGGGACGUCGUCAUCGACUGCUCCCCCGAAGUCGUUUCCCAGGGUGUCAGGUUCGUCGAAGCCGAGUACGCCGGCAGCACAGACGACAUGCGCCGGCUUGCAAUUGCAAGCGACGCCGAGCAUGACGUCGAGGCGUACGCGCAGCUCGUGCCUGCUCUCGUGGAGAGCACGCUGCCGGUCCCUGCACUGGCCGUGCAAGUGACGAGGCCCGCGGACACGGAUGACAGAGGCGGGAUCGGAGCCGUGGUGGUCGGCGUGUCCAUGAACCAUGGAAUGGCCGACGGCCGGGCGCAGUGGGAGUUCAUCCGGGCGUGGGCUGCCGCAGCUCUGGGCGGCUCGCCGGCCUUUAUCCUGUUCGGGAGGCCGUAUCGUAUCGUGGAUUAUUUACUGUUGGCUGGUUUGGUGUGAGAGAAAAAUACUGUUCCUGAUUGAAAAUUUACGAUCGUUUACGAGCGAGCGAACAGGCUGCUUGCUGGGACCCUGCCGCCGGUUUUCGACCGCGCGGUGAUCAACAGCCACCCCAAGGCAGAGGCGGUGGCGCGCAAGUUCGUGCGAAUCUUUGCGCCAGCGUUGCCGACGGUGAACGCACUCCCCGGACCGGACCUGACACAACAAGGGAGAAGGACCUACCUGCUCAGCGCCAGCCAGAUCCUGUCGCUGAAGCAACGCAUUUCACUGCAGAGCAAACGCGCCGACGGCGACAACGCACCGGCCGCCGUAGCGAAGCCCCCGACCACCUACGCCGCCGUGGCGUCCCUGGUCUGGACAUCCGGCAUCCGCGCCAAGAACGCCCUGAGCCGCGCCGAGGACGAUGCCUACCUGUCGUUCGCCGCGGACUGCCGCGCGCGCCUGCGCCCGCCCAUGCCCGCCGCCUUCUUCGGCAACUGCGUCAAGCCGUGCUAUGCGAGGGCCACGGUGGGAGAGCUCAGGGACGGCGGCGUGGGCGCGCUCGCGCGGGCCGCGUCGGCGAUAGGGUCGUCCCACCGGUUCGCCGCGUACGAAACAGACUUCGGCUGGGGCAAGCCGAGCCGGGUGGAGCUCGCGUCGGCGUUUGUCCGGGAGUUCGUGGCGCUGGUCGGGGCGCCGGAAGGUGCUGUACAGGUGUCCGUGGCCCUUGAUCGGGGCCGCAUGGAAGACUUUGAGGCCAACUUCUUGUCACAGCUGCAUGGUUCGUAA